UCUCUUCUCAGUUUUGUGCUCCGUUUCACUCUUAAUGCAUUGGUUUUGUUUUCAUGCUCUCGUAAAUUAGAAACUCCGCUGUUUCUGUUAUAUGUAAAUGCGUGCGUGUGCGCCCGCACAUAUCUAUAUAUAUAUAUAUACACAUAUAUCCAUAUGCAGUUAAAAUAACAACAAAACGUAGAUGAAAAUAAAACCCGAUUAAAUAAUAAACUUUUCAAAAAUAGAUAAAGACGAGAGAAGAAGCACUUCUUUCUUUUUUCUCAACAAACAACUAAAAUUCGCAAAAAGAAAUAUAAAAAGAAGAAAAAAAAAAACGGAAAAACAGAAAAAACUAAAUACUGAACAACAACAACUACAGCUGAAAAUUGAACAAUCAACAUAAUGGCGGAUUUUGAUUUAAAUGUUGACAGCUUAAUACAACGCCUGCUGGAAAAUUAUAAAAAACAAAAAGAGGACGAAGAACAAGCACAAAAAAUAUACGUGGCUGAACAACUAUUAAAAUUGAAAAAGGAGGCAAAAUCACCGGACAGCCCAGAUGAUUUGCAAGAACAAGAACGCCGACUAAUACAAGAAUGUUCAUUAACACCUGCAAGCGAAACAAUGAUAUCGGCUGAUGGUGAUCAGAUAACGGUACAUCAUCCGCAAGAGCUUACGAAAAAAUCGAAAAUAAAAUUACGGGAUUUCUUUGUGAACGAAUUCGUGAGGAGUUGUCGUACCGGCAAAUCAGUACAAAUGUCUGAAUCGGAAGUGCGUGGUUUGUGUUUGAAAUCCCGUGAAAUAUUCCUACAGCAACCCAUUCUUCUUGAACUGGAGGCUCCUUUAAUAAUAUGCGGUGAUAUACACGGUCAAUAUACAGAUCUCUUGCGCUUAUUCGAAUAUGGCGGUUUUCCACCGGCAGCCAAUUACCUCUUCUUAGGCGAUUACGUUGAUCGAGGCAAGCAAUCAUUGGAAACGAUUUGUCUGCUGUUGGCCUAUAAAAUUAAAUAUCCCGAGAACUUCUUUUUGUUACGCGGCAAUCACGAAUGCGCCAGUAUUAAUCGUAUUUACGGCUUCUACGAUGAAUGUAAACGACGUUAUAACGUAAAGUUAUGGAAAACAUUCACAGAUUGUUUUAAUUGUCUGCCAGUGGCUGCUAUUAUUGAUGAAAAAAUAUUUUGUUGCCAUGGCGGUUUGAGUCCCGAUUUACAAGGUAUGGAACAGAUAAGACGUUUAAUGCGUCCUACGGAUGUACCCGAUACCGGUUUAUUGUGCGAUUUAUUAUGGAGCGAUCCCGACAAAGAUGUGCAGGGCUGGGGUGAGAACGAUCGCGGCGUUAGUUUUACAUUUGGUGCCGAUGUUGUAUCGAAAUUUUUGCAUAAACAUGAAAUGGAUCUAAUAUGCCGUGCUCAUCAGGUCGUUGAAGAUGGUUAUGAAUUCUUUGCCCGCCGUCAAUUGGUCACUUUAUUUUCGGCUCCCAAUUAUUGUGGCGAAUUUGACAAUGCUGGCGGCAUGAUGACUGUGGAUGAAACGUUAAUGUGCUCAUUCCAGAUUCUAAAGCCCUCCGAAAAGAAAGCCAAGUAUAUGUAUAGCGGCAUGAAUUCAUCACGGCCGACAACACCGCAACGUAACGCUCCACUUAUAGCAACGAAUAAAAAGAAAUAAUACAUCCAUCCGCUUCCAUUUCCUUAAAAGUUAUUAAAUUAUUAUAUACAAAUUAAAUAUGAUAACAUACACAAAAGCAGUAAUAAUAAUUAUAAUAAUA
Glossina fuscipes is the source of this 1741-nucleotide messenger RNA. It is a transcript of the gene flw, whose product is annotated as serine/threonine-protein phosphatase beta isoform. The transcript has 6 exons. Gene Ontology annotation, cellular component: cytoplasm; nucleus. The record is from RefSeq and is a predicted model, not a curated record. NCBI's taxonomy places the organism in Eukaryota, Metazoa, Arthropoda, Insecta, Diptera, Glossinidae. The coding region runs from base 382 to 1641 and encodes 419 amino acids. Gene Ontology annotation, molecular function: protein serine/threonine phosphatase activity.